AUGGAGGGAGCUUUCAGAUCUACAAAACGAAAAUUGUAUGAAAAACUUGUCACAAAUUGUGCAAUAAAUGAGGUAGGAACGAAGAGGCCGUACAGUGGGGGGUGGGGAGCAUCGGAUACCUUUCGUGUCUGGUCUAUUACGUUGAGCAAUCGAAUCAGAGGAGUAGAUCUGAUAAUGUCACAGAUUUUAUGUAACAAAAAAGUUGUAUUGGAACUGUGCAAGAGAGAGAGAGAGAGAGAGAGAGAGAGAAAUUAUAGGACAGCAAUGACGAGAAAGCAAUUCAAAAAGCAGAGGAGAGGCAAAGAAACUGAGAUAAGAUCAGGCGCACACACACACUCACCAAAACCAAAAGCUUUUGUGUGGUCUUUUCUCUCUCGUCAAUCAUAG
Messenger RNA from Ilex paraguariensis (yerba mate), 387 nucleotides. Lineage: Eukaryota; Viridiplantae; Streptophyta; Magnoliopsida; Aquifoliales; Aquifoliaceae. The record is from the annotation of a GenBank genome assembly.